This is a messenger RNA of Sesamum indicum (sesame), 3637 nucleotides long. Its product is annotated as protein LONGIFOLIA 2. The record is from RefSeq and is a predicted model, not a curated record. NCBI's taxonomy places the organism in Eukaryota, Viridiplantae, Streptophyta, Magnoliopsida, Lamiales, Pedaliaceae. Gene Ontology annotation, biological process: regulation of monopolar cell growth.
AAGCUCUAGCCUCUACAUAUCCAGCAGCCUUUUCCUGGGAGAGAGCCAAAAGACAAACAAUCAACUUAUUUCGUUUCACUUAUUAUUCUGUGAGCAAAACCCGAAAGCAAAACAUCUCUUCUUCAUCUUUCCACACUGUUUUGCAUUGACAGAUUCAAGGUAAGAAUCGGGAUCCGGGUCCAUCUCCAGUUUCCUUUUCUAAUUCAACUGAGGAAAUUGUCUGCCCAGAUCACUGGAAUCCAGAAAAAGUGAUCGUUUGAACCAGUGUCCUUUAGUCAUCAACCAAAUGCUUUGCACCUCCCCUGCCACAUUCUUGGGUUUAAUGGAACUCCUUCAAAGAAUUGUAGCCAAUAGAAUGCAUUGAAGAGCGCAGAUAGAAAGAGCACAGGUUUCAGUUUCCUAAAUAUGUCUGCAAAGACAACGCCUUCUCUGGCAGAUGAGAACCGAGAUCUUCGGAAGCAGAUUGGGUGCAUGCACGGCAUAUUUCAACUCUUUGACCGUCAACAUUUCCUUACAGGCCGGCGAGUUAGUAGUCACAGCCAUAAAAAGCUACUUCAAGGUGUGCAGCACGAACUGGACCCUCAAUAUGCAACAAAAGAUGUCAUAGAAAAAGAUCUGGAAGUGCAGAAAGAGAAACCAAGGAUCUCCACUGAAUCAUCCCGGGCCUCCUACUCAUCUUCUUCUUGUUCGUCUACAUUCUCAUCACUUGACUGUAAUCGAAUAGCUCAAUCAGAAAGACUUGCACUGAGACAGAUCAAUAUUCCUGAAAGCCCAUUUCAGAUCACAGCUGUGAAAGAACAGAAGCCUUCAUUUACUAAGGGCAAGCAAUCCCUUGAUCUUCGGGAUGUGGUUAAGGACUCGAUGUAUAGGGAAGCCCGUUGUCUGUCUAUCAAAUCCUUGGCUAAUGAUGAAAGAAGAGGCACUGUAAUGAAGCACAUUGACUCUCCCAGGCCAUCUCAGCAGGCCAAAUCCAGAAGGCCAAAUGCCACAAAUUAUGAGGGAUCAGCUCGAGUUCUUGCUAAGGUCCAGGAAGGUACAAAGAACAGCAAGGAUGACCGGCUGACACUCCAUCGUUUCUCUUAUGAUGGAAGAGAAUCAGGAGAGGCAUUUAAGUCGGCCAUGAAGCAAAAAGAAUUCCCAAGACUUUCACUAGACAGUAAAGCAAGUUCCAUGAAGUCUUCGGCCCUUGAGUCAAGUCUGAAUUUUCUCGGCCGUGACCUGCAUGUGGAAAAUGAGAACCCCAGCCAAAAUUUUCAAAUGAACCAAGAACCUGGAAGCCACAACAGAACGUCCAGUGUUGUAGCCAAGCUAAUGGGUUUGGAAGCUUUCUCAGAUACCAUCUCCACAAAUGACGGUAGGACCCCCACGAUAAAGUCAUGCCCUAAAGAAGCUUUUUCUUCACAAUUAACCUCAACAGCUGAGGAAAGUAAGCAAAAUCAAGUUGCUAAUUCUCCACAUGCUUCACAAAACAAUCCCGUUCUACCAUCACCAAAAUUGGAUAGUGCCAAUUUUGUCAGAAAACCAACUACAGGUUCAAGGUUUCCAAUGGAACCAGCUCCAUGGAAGCAACAAGAUUUCAGUCAAGGUUAUCCUAAAAUGGCUCCACAGAGUCGGAAACCUCCAAUGAGUACCCACCUCUCUUCUUCAGUUUAUGGUGAAAUUGAGAAGAGGAUAACAGAACUUGAAUUCAAAAGGUCCGGUAAGGAUCUCAGAGCUCUUAAGCAGAUAGUUGAAGCAAUGCAGAAAACGAGAGAGCGGUUGGACGACCAAAGAGGUAAGUCUGCAGAAGUCCCAUCGCAGAGAAGAUGUAGUUUGGAAGACAGCUGCUCUGAUCAGUCUAACUUGUUAAUGUGGAACAAUAGAAAGAGUUACCACCAAGUUCCUAAUAUCAAGGGACUUUCUGCUCCUAAGCAAUUAGGCUCUUCUGUUGUGAUCAUGCAACCAGCUCAAGUGAUCAACAACGUCAAACAUCCAGUUUCAUCCCCAGUCCACACAAGAGAAACAUCAAAUUUGCAAAGACUCCAUGCUCAGAACCCUAAAUAUAACAGGGGCAAUUCAGCUCACAGACAAAAAGCAAAAGAGCUCCCACCAAAGAACAAUAAUCUGAAAGACCCAAGUAGGCAACUUCCUUCCACUGACAAGAAGACUAUUUGGGGAACUUCAGAACCAGAUCGAAUCUUAGGAGGACACUGGCGCACGAAAGUAGAAAAUUCCAGUACCCCAGGAAGGAGUUCUGGAAUGGUGAGCCCAAGGUUACAACAGAAUCUACUCAGGAUAGAAGAGCAAACUCAUCCCACCACCCCAUCAUCAGACUCAGGGAGGGUCAGAAAGCAUUGCAGUAGGAUACUCAUAGAAACAGGUCCGCAGAACAGAAAACACAAAAUCAAAACAAAGGAUCAGCCGUUAUGUGAUAGCCAAUUGAAUGAGCUUAGUAGUGAGACGAUACACUUAAGUUACCAAGGUGACACAGCUUCCAUUAAAUCAGAAAGCAUCAACAGCCUAGUCUCACAGACAGAAACAGAGGUCACAAAUCUGGCUCAUUCAAUGCAAUUAAAUUCUGGAGGAAAAGAGAAUUCUGUGUCAACAACGAGAGAACACAUGCCAGCAGUUGAAAUUUCAGUUAUCAUGUUGGAACAACCAAGUCCCAUCUCAGUUCUUGAUGAUACAUUUUACUGUGAAGAUUCACCAUCUCCAAUAAAGAAGAUAUCAACAGCUUUUCGAGAUGAGAGUCCAAGUCCUGAUGAAGCAGAAUGGCAACUUGAGACGGACUGCACAAGAUCCAGUUAUGGUUGCUACAAUCAGAAGUCAGAGAUGACGAAAAUUCCAGUUCACAAGCUUGGAUUGUUGAAUGCUAAGCCUGAUGAAAUUGCUGAAAAUGACAAUGCAUUAGUAUAUGGGAGCCUCAAUCCAGAUCACAGAUACAUCAAUAAGAUACUAAUGACAUCCGGACUCCUCAAAGACUCAAGCUUCAUCUCGACAACUCAUCAAAUCCUUUCCUCACGCCAUCGUAUCAAUCCUGACAUGUUUUAUGUCCUUGAACAAACAGAGGAAUCCAUGGAAGGGAUGAAUGGAGAAGCAAUUGAAAAGAAUAAUAGGAUGAAGUUGGAUAAGAAAAUUCAAAGAAAGAUUAUUUUUGAUAUGGUAGAUGAAAUACUGGUUAGCAAAAUCACUUCAGGCAGAUUAUUUGCAGCAGGAAAGAAAAGGACAAAUAGAGAGGGGCUGUUGAAAGAAGUGUACUUGGAGAUAGACCGUCUGUACAGGAUAUCAGAAAGCACUCUUGAUGAUGAGGUAGACGAAAUAAACAGACUCUUAACUGCAGAUAUGAUGUAUCAAUCAGAAGACUGGGCAGAUUUCAGUGGUGAGACUCCAGCUUUGGCGUUGGACAUUGAGCGCCUGAUCUUUAAAGAUUUGAUCAAUGAGGUAGUCACAGGUGAAGUUAUGGGUUAUCAUGAUUUGCCAAAGAGGUAUUGCAGGCAACUGUUUAGCAAGUAGUAUUCUCCCUCCCCCCUUCUUGCUUAUAUGUAUACUUUGGCCCCUGAGGUCUGUGAUCUAUAAUGCCACAGAUAUCAGCAAUAUAGCUCUUUUAAAAUUGGGGACACAGAUCACAUUUAAAUUAAAGUAGCUUCUGUUUCUUUCA